Amphiprion ocellaris (clown anemonefish) is the source of this 2930-nucleotide messenger RNA. RefSeq names its product ETS variant transcription factor 5a (gene etv5a). Lineage: Eukaryota; Metazoa; Chordata; Actinopteri; Pomacentridae. Gene Ontology annotation, cellular component: nucleus. Bases 240 to 1889 code for a protein of 549 amino acids. The record is from RefSeq and is a predicted model, not a curated record. Gene Ontology annotation, biological process: regulation of transcription by RNA polymerase II; cell differentiation. The transcript has 13 exons. Gene Ontology annotation, molecular function: DNA-binding transcription factor activity, RNA polymerase II-specific; sequence-specific DNA binding.
AGCCCGGAGGAAAACCGGAGCGGGCCGAGAGCGGAGAGUCAGUGGAGUAGUGAGAGUCAGAGGAGACAACACCAGUCCGCUCUGCGCUCCGUGGAUAUUUCUACACGCUAUUCCCACGCAGAGGACGUUUCCACACAGCCACCAGAGCUCGCCCUCUAAACGCUGUGGUUCUCCUCAGUGCUCCAGGGUUCAUCCCAGCUCCGUCGCUCUGCAGCGAUUCCUCCCCUCCCGCCACAAACAUGGACGGAUUCUACGACCAGCAGGUCCCCUUCAUGGUCCCGCCCAGCAACAAGUCCCGGCUGGACGAAGCUCCUCUGAGGCCUCUGAAGAGGAAGUUCGUGGACACGGAGCUCGCCCAGGACACCGAAGAACUCUUCCAGGACCUCAGCCAGCUGCAGGAGAUCUGGAUCGCUGAAGCUCAGGUUCCCGACGACGAACAGUUUGUUCCAGAUUUCCAGUCGGACAGCUUGAUGUUUCAUGGCCCGCCGCCCUCCAAGAUCAAGCGAGAGCUUCCUCCUUCCAAAGAUCUGUCUCCCUGCCGUCAGGACCGAAGUCCCAUGAACUACGGGGAGAAGUGCCUUUACAGCUACAGUGCCUGCGACAGGAAGCCCGGCUCUGGGUUCAAGCCAUUAACUCCGCCCUCCACGCCGGUCUCCCCCUGCGUUGCCACGGUGACGCACCCCCUGAGCGAGCAGACUCUGCCCCCACACCCCCAUGUAGCCAAUCAGAGCGCGGGGCCACAUCAGGUGCAUGUUCAGCAGCCAACCACAGCGAGCGGCGGCCAGAACCUCCAGCAGAACCUCCAGCAGAACCUCCAGCAGAACCUCCAGCAGAACCUCCAGCAGGUCCACAGCCCGCUGUUCGCCGUGCCCGGCCCCCCCGCCAGCCAGGAUGGAGGCAGCUUCACACCUGAGCACAGGUUCCAGAGGCAGAUGUCAGAACCUUGCCUUCCCUUCCCGCCCUCCGACGCCCCGGUCCGUCCCCACUUCCUGCCCCCCAGCGGCGGCCUGUCCCGGGACGGCCGGCCCCCGUACCACCGGCAGAUGUCGGAGCCUCUGGUUGGACCUCCUCAGGGCUUCAAGCAGGAGCUGGUGGACCCUCGGUACAGUGAGCAGGGCGUCCCGGCCAUGGGCCCCCCGGGUCCGGUGGGACCCCCGGGUCCGGUCCCCCAGCGCCAGGCCAGCUUCAUGAGCAUCAAGCAGGAGCCCAGAGACUUCUGCUUCGACUCCGAAGUGCCUAACUGUCAGUCAUCCUUCGGCAGGGGGCGGGGCUUCUACCACAACAGCCACGACAGUUUCUCCUUCGACAGAGAAGCUCAGCUCUACUUUGACGACACAUGUGUGGUUCCUGAGAGGCUAGAAGCUAAAGUGAAACAGGAAGUGUCGGUGUUCCGGGACGGACCUCCCUACCAGCGCCGUGGUUCUCUGCAGCUCUGGCAGUUCCUGGUCACCCUGCUGGACGACCCGGCUAACGGACACUUCAUCUCCUGGACGGGCCGCGGGAUGGAGUUCAAGCUGAUCGAGCCGGAGGAGGUGGCCCGUCGCUGGGGGAUCCAGAAGAACCGACCAGCCAUGAACUACGACAAGCUGAGCCGCUCGCUGCGCUACUACUAUGAGAAGGGCAUCAUGCAGAAGGUAAAGGUUGCCGGGGAGCGGUAUGUUUAUAAGUUCGUCUGCGACCCGGAGGCUCUGUUCUCCAUGGCUUUCCCCGACAACCAGCGGCCCAACCUAAAGGCCGACCCGGACGGCCUGCCGGGUCCGGACGGCCUGCCAGGCCUGGACGACGACACGGUGCCGCUGACCCACUACGACGACGGCGCCCCCUACCUGCUGGAGGGCGGAGAGCCAUGCGGCGCCGGGCUGCCGUUCCCCGACGGAUACGGACACUGAGACCGACUCUCCAGAAAUUUAAACCCAGAAUCUGAGCCGCUCGGUUCUGAUCGUGGAAACCCAAAAACUCUGUUGGCUCCACGGCGAUGAAGGAGAGAAAGAAAAGGACUGGCACGAAGACGCUGUUGUCGUGGAGACCCAACGAAGCCACACCCACCUCUGUCCGGUGCUGGUUCUGGUUCUGAGACAAUCUGCUUUUCGUAAACAAUCGUUACACCCUGAAUGCAGCACGGUUCUGUUGCCUUCAUUCUUUCUGUUCUCCUAAAGAUCCGUAAAAAGGGCUUUAAAUUCGCAUCAACACAAGGCUUGACCAGAACCGCUCGACCCGCUUGGUUUUCUGUAGAUAGAACUUUUAUAAAGCUGGUUCUGGACCCGGACCUCUCAGGGUUCUGGGGCGUCACUGUUCUUCAGACUCUGUGUAAAUGUUCUCUAAUGUUCUGCUCAUGUUCCGGGUCGAUCUGUUUCCUCUGGAGUCGCUGCAGCAGAACUGGUCCGGUCCGGAUCCUACAGAGUCUAACCCAGACGAGGUUCUGUAGAUCCUGCAGACUCUGGUUCUGAUUCAGACGAGGUUCUGUAGAUCAUGCAGACUGAUUCUAACCCAUACGAGGUUCUGUAGAUCCUACAGACUCUGGGUCUGGUUCAGAUGAGGUUCUGUAGAUCCUGCAGACCCAGACGAGGUUCUGGUUCUGACCCAGACUGCUUCUGUUCUCUGCUCUGUGUUUUUUUGUAUUUCUGUGAUGCUCCAGUUUGGCCGGAGCAUUGGGACGCUGCAUGAACCAGAACCGGGUCGGAUCGGACUCUUUGCAUGGUUCCCUCACAUAUCGCUGUCUGUGGACCGACCAGAACUUAGUGAUUUUCUUUGGUUGUUGUGUUUGUUUUGUAUCUGAAGAUAAAGUCUAUUUUUGCUAUGAGGCUGGUUCUGUUCUGUAAGGUUCUGCCUCUGGUUCUGAUGGAUCUGGUCUGUACAGGCUUCGGUUCCCCUCCUGUGUUUCUACUGCUGACUUCUUGUGUACUGGGUCCAAUAAACGGUCCUGAACGCUC